AUGUUUAAAAUAUUGUUAUUGUUAAGUUUAAUUAGUUUAGCAUUAGGUGAAACUCAUGUUUGGAACUAUACUGCUGAAUGGGUUGAUGCCAACCCUGAUGGUAAUCUUGAUAGAAAAGUAAUUGGAUUUAAUGGUGAAUGGCCAUUACCAGUUUUAAGAGUUAAGAAAAAUGAUAGAGUUGAAUUCUAUUUAACUAAUGGUUUAGAAGAUGCUAAUACUACUUUACAUUUCCAUGGUUUAUUCCAACCUGGUAGUGCUCAAAUGGAUGGUCCAGAAAUGAUUACUCAAUGUCCAAUUCCACCUGGUGAAACUUUCUUAUAUAACUUUACUGUUGGUGAUCAAGUUGGUACUUACUGGUAUCAUUCCCAUUCUCCAGGUCAAACUGGUGAUGGUAUGAGAGGUGUUUUCAUUAUUGAAGAUGAUGAUUUACCUUAUGAUUAUGAUGAAGAAGUUGUUAUUACUGUUGCUGAUUGGUACCAUAAGAAUAUUACUGAAUUGAUUCCAGAUUUCUUAAACUUAUAUAAUCCAACAGGUGCUGAACCAAUUCCUCAAAACAUCUUAUUGAAUGAUACUAGAAAUAAUACUUGGAAUGUUGAACCAAAUAAGACUUAUCUUGCAAGAUUUGUUAACAUUGGUGGUUUCGUUUCUCAAUAUAUUUAUAUGGAAGGUCAUGAAUUUGAAAUUAUUGAAAUUGAUGGUGUUUACGUUGAACCUCAAACUACUGAAAUGUUAUAUAUCACUGUUGCUCAACGUUAUACUGUUUUAAUUAAGACUAAAGAUAAUACUGAUAAUAAUUAUGCUAUGAUGACUAGAUUCGAUAUUGAUAUGUUGGAUGUUAUUCCAAGUGAUUUAGAAUUGAACUUAACUUCUUAUAUCGUUUAUGAUAGUGAUAAAGAUUUACCAGGUCAAUAUUAUGUUGAUUCUUUAGAUAACUUCUUUGAUGAUUUUACUUUACAACCAACCAAUAAUGAAACUUUAUUCGAUGAUCCAGAUUAUAAAAUUACUGUUGAUGUUGCUAUGGAUAAUUUAGGUAAUGGUAUUAAUUAUGCUUUCUUUAACAAUAUUACUUAUACUUAUCCAAAAGUUCCAACUUUAAUGUCAGUAUUAUCCGGAGGUGAUGAUGCUUCAGAUGUCUCAAUCUAUGGUUCAAAUACUAAUUCUCAUGUUUUACAACAUAAUGAUGUUAUUGAUAUUGUUGUUAACAAUUUAGAUACUGGUAAACAUCCUUUCCAUUUACAUGGUCACGUUUUCCAAGUUAUUGCUAGAGGUGAACCUGUUGAUGAUGCUGAUCCACCAGUUGCCUUUGAUUAUGAUAACCAUACUGAAUUCCCAGAAAUCCCAAUGCAAAGAGAUGUUGUUUAUGUUAAUCCUCAAUCUUAUAUUGUUUUAAGAUUUAAAGCUGAUCAUCCAGGUGUUUGGUUCUUCCAUUGUCAUAUUGAUUGGCAUUUAAUUCAAGGGUUAGCUCUUCAAUUAAUCGAAGCUCCAGAUGUUCUUAUUGCUGAUCCAGAACAACAAAUCACUCAAAAUCAUAUUGAUGUUUGUAAAGCUGCUGGUGUUCCUUAUGAAGGUAAUGCUGCCGCUAACACCAAAGAUUUCUUAGAUUUAAGUGGUGAAAAUACUCAACAUAAACCUUUACCUUCUGGUUUCACUGCUAGAGGUAUUGUUGCUUUAGUAUUCUCUUGUAUUGCUGCUGUUCUUGGUUUAAUCGCCAUUACCAUUUAUGGUCUUGCUGAUAUCAAAAACAUCGAAGAACAUGUUGCUGAAGAUUUACAUGUUGAUAUUUCUGAUGCUGAAGAUGAAGUCAGUGAAUCAAGAUCUUCAUUAAUCGAAAACAGAUAUUAA
This is a messenger RNA of Yamadazyma jaroonii, 1842 nucleotides long. The record is from the annotation of a GenBank genome assembly. Lineage: Eukaryota; Fungi; Ascomycota; Pichiomycetes; Serinales; Debaryomycetaceae.